AUGUCUCAGUUCUACCGGCUAUGUGCGCUCAAGAUCCCCCACUGCAGCCUAUGCUCCAGCACACUGAAGCAGUGCCUGGUCUGCAACCCGCCCUUUGCAGUCGAUCAGGACGGCUUCUGCGGCUGCCCACCCGGGCACGAGCCGGCGCUUGGCGGGCGGACAUGCGUGGUGGGCCCACUGGUGCGCAUCACGGAGCAGCUGGGCACGCUGGCGAGCCAGAGCCUGGAGAUCAGCCGCCAGACGGACUUUCUGUACUCCUAUUUCCUGGCGGAGCGCGAGUGCUCGGCCACCAUCCCCAACUGCAUCCUCUGCGCCAACUCCACUGCCUGCCAAGCCUGCGGAGAGGGCAUGGAGGUGACGGAGAAGGGAACUUGCCGGUGCAACCCGGCGACGGCCGGCCCUGGAUGCCGCUUCUGUGAGACGCCCGGCUCCUGCGGCCGAUCUGCGGCAACCCCCGGGGUGUGCGCCACACUGGCGCCCACCAGCGUCAAUUUUGGCGUUGCCAACGUCACAUGCGCGCCCGACAACCUGGACCUCGCCAGCUGCGCGCAGGGGUAUUUCUUCCUGAGGGAUGCGCUGACGCUGGAGGGCGUGUGCCUGUGCGACCCCUCCUUUGAGCCCAGCUGCGUGCACUGCGAGGUCCCCGGUACCUGCCUCGCCUGCAACCCAAUGUUUGCCCUCGUGGACGGCAAGUGCGUGUGCCCGCCGCUCUACAGCGAUUACACAGACUCGUUCGGAGAACGGCUGCAGACGUGCCUGCCAGAGGGUAUCGGGCUGCCCCCCACUGGAGGCAUUAGCAACGGCCAAGGUUUCUCCCCGACAGGACCCCAGGGGCCGGGGAUUACGGGAGAGAUUGGCGGAACGGUCAACAUUACGGGAGCAACUGGUUUCACCGGCGCGGCGUUCACCGGUGACACGGGUCCCACCGGCUUCACCGGCUCCACGGGUUACACGGGAGGCACGGGUGAUACAGGCUUCACAGGCUUCACUGGCGACACAGGAUACACCGGUGACACUGGGUUCACUGGAGGCACCGGUUUCACUGGAGACACUGGCUUCACUGGCGCCACUGGCGACACUGGGUUCACAGGAGACACUGGUUUCACUGGGAAGACUGGUUUUACUGGCGACACUGGCUUCACCGGAGACACCGGCUUCACAGGAUACACAGGAGACACAGGAUCCACCGGCUUCACUGGCAGCACCGGAUUCACUGGCGACACCGGGUUCACUGGAGCAACGGGUGACACCGGAUUCACUGGGUUCACUGGAGCUACGGGCGGCAGUGGCUUUACGGGGGCCACUGGCCUCACUGGCUCCACAGGCUUCACUGGCUUCACUGGAGGCACCGGAAACACUGGAGACAGCGGAUUCACUGGCGCCACCGGCUUCACCGGGGACACAGGUUCCACUGGUUUCACUGGAGCCACAGGCUUCACCGGUUUCACAGGAGACACUGGUUUCACCGGCUUCACUGGAUCAACGGGAGCUACAGGAUUCACUGGAGCCACGGGAUCCACUGGAGACACCGGCUUCACUGGUUUCACUGGAUUCACUGGAUUUACUGGGUUCACUGGGUUUACCGGUGCAACGGGUUUUACUGGAUCAACUGGUUUCACUGGAGACACAGGUUUUACUGGUGUCACCGGAUUUACGGGCUCCACAGGAGACACUGGGUUCACAGGAUUCACCGGCUUCACUGGAGCCACAGGUUUUACUGGGUCUACUGGCGGCACUGGAUUCACUGGAGCCACUGGCUUCACUGGAUUUACCGGCUUUACAGGAGACACAGGCUUCACUGGAUCCACUGGAGCCACUGGCUUCACAGGGUUCACCGGCAACACUGGGUUUACUGGCAGCACAGGAUUCACCGGCGGCACUGGUGCAACGGGCUUCACCGGAGCUACCGGCUUCACUGGAUUUACCGGAUUCACUGGAGAUACAGGAUCCACCGGAUUUACUGGCGCCACUGGCUUCACUGGAUUCACGGGACCCACCGGCGACACCGGGUUCACAGGGCCUUCAGGUUUCACUGGGAGUACUGGAGCCACCGGCUUCACUGGCACCACAGGAUUCUCUGGGGACACCGGCUUCACUGGCUUCACUGGAUUCACUGGAGCAACGGGCUUCACUGGCUUCACGGGUGCCACAGGAUUUACUGGAGACACCGGAUUUACCGGGUUCACAGGAAACACUGGAGACACUGGAUUCACUGGCUUUACUGGCGGCACCGGCUUCACAGGGUUCACUGGCGAUACUGGCUUUACCGGUGCUACUGGAUUCACUGGCUUCACCGGGGACACAGGCUUUACUGGUUUUACAGGGGCCACUGGUUUUACCGGGGCGACAGGGUUCACUGGGGCCACGGGGUUCACUGGCUUCUCCGGAUUUACGGGGGGCACAGGCUUCACCGGAGACACAGGCUUCACUGGGUUCACCGGUGCUACCGGGUUCACAGGCAGUACAGGCUUUACGGGAGCCACAGGAACUACCGGCUUCUCUGGGACAACAGGCUUCACGGGAGACACUGGCUUCACUGGAGCAACAGGUUUUACUGGAAACACCGGUGUUACAGCUUUCACCGGGAACACUGCAUCCACUGGAGCUACAGGGUUCACCGGGAGCACUGGCGCUACUGGAAGCACAGGAUUUACUGGCUUCACUGGAGCUACUGGGUUCACCGGUACCACUGGAUUCACUGGAGACACUGGAAUCACCGGUGCCACUGGCUACACCGGCUUUACUGGAAAUACUGGCUUCACUGGUGCCACUGGCUUCACUGGAUCCAUUGGAUUCACUGGAGACACAGGAUUUACUGGGGACACUGGCUUCACUGGAGCAACGGGAUUCACUGGAAGCACUGGAGGCACGGGCUUCACUGGGGAGACUGGCUUCACUGGCUUCACUGGCUCUACUGGGGCAACGGGCUUCACUGGCUUCACUGGAGACACUGGAAUCACUGGAGGGACCGGUUUCACUGGGUCAACUGGCCUCACUGGAGCAACAGGCGAAAGUGGCUUCACAGGGGACACAGGAUUCACAGGGGCCACUGGGGCUACAGGCUUCACCGGCUUCACUGGAUCCACGGGAGGAACGGGCUUCACUGGCACGACGGGAUACACCGGAUUCACUGGUGCCACUGGCAGCACUGGAGUUACCGGGGCAACUGGAGACAGUGGAUUCACAGGAGCCACUGGAAUCACAGGAUCCACAGGCUUCAGUGGACCCACUGGAGAAACAGGGGCGACAGGCUUUACUGGCACCACAGGCUUCACAGGCUUCACCGGCUCCACCGGCUUCACUGGAGACACGGGAGCCACAGGUUUCACAGGGUCCACAGGAGACAUUGGCUUCACUGGUGCAACCGGCUUCACUGGGGACACCGGCUUCACUGGAGACACCGGCUUCACUGGCUCCACUGGCUUCACAGGAGCCACAGGCAACUUCUCAGAAAUGUUCCGAAUGCUACCACGAAAUGCAGUAAGAUUCACUGGAGACACAGGCUCCACAGGAGCCACGGGAGGCACUGGAUUCACUGGUUACACUGGAGUCACGGGCUUUUCUGGAGCAACUGGGACCACUGGCUUCACCGGAAGCACAGGCUCAACUGGAUUUACGGGCGCCACAAGUUUUACUGGAGGCACAGGCUUCACUGGGUCCACUGGUCCCACCGGUUUCACUGGAAAUACUGGAGAUACUGGAUUUACGGGAGCCACUGGAGCAACAGGCUCUACUGGCUUCACUGGUGGCUCUGGCUUCACUGGAGAUACCGGCAACACUGGAGCCACGGGCUUCACAGGAGACACAGGUCUCACUGGGUUCACCGGCGCUACUGGCUUCACUGGCGGCACUGGGGACACAGGCUUCACAGGCCCCACUGGAGCCACAGGAAGUACCGGUUUCACUGGAGACACUGGCUUCACCGGAGCCACGGGCUUCACUGGCUUCACCGGCUUCACUGGCUCUUCUGGAGGAACUGGCUUCACUGGCGGCACAGGCGACACCGGCUUCACUGGAGCUACUGGUUCCACAGGAAGCACUGGAGGGACCGGUUCAACAGGAGCCACAGGAGAUACAGGCAUCACCGGAGCCACCGGCUUCACCGGGGACACAGGCUUCUCAGGCGCAACUGGUGCCACUGGAUUCACCGGCUUUACCGGUUUCACCGGCGCUAGAUCCACUGGGGCCACUGGAGCAACUGGCUUCACUGGCACCACUGGCUUCAGUGCAGGCACUGGCGCUACAGGCUCCACAGGUUUCAGUGGUCCGACUGGAGACACAGGAUUUACCGGGGACACCGGCGCCACGGGUGGCACUGGCUUCACAGGCCUCACAGGUCAAACGGGUGCAACUGGCUUCAGCGGAGACACUGGGACAACAGGCGCCACAGGAGCCACAGGGUUCACUGGCAUCACUGGAGUCACCGGCAGCACUGGCGCCACCGGCUUCACUGGAGACACAGGUCCCACUGGAGCCACUGGAGGCACGGGAAUCACUGGUGACACAGGUUUCUCGGGCAACACUGGAGGGACAGGCUCCACUGGAAGCACAGGCGCCACAGGAAUCACAGGGUCCACUGGCGCUACCGGAUCCACAGGAUUCACCGGAGAUACAGGCACAACGGGAGUUACAGGAACCACUGGAGGCACUGGCUCCGCUGGAGUCACAGGCUUCACCGGAGCAAUCGGCUUCACUGGGUCAACCGGUGGCACUGGAGGGCCCGGCUUCACCGGCGCCACAGGGAGCAGUGGGGCAACAGGGGCGACUGGAGAUACUGGACAGACGGGCUCCACAGGCGCUACUGGCGCCACUGGCUUCACCGGUAGUUCUGGCAGCACUGGCACAACGGGAGCGACAGGUGGCACCGGCUUCACAGGCUCAACUGGUGCCAGUGGGAGCGCUGGCACAACAGGCUUCACUGGGGCCACGGGCUUCACAGGUUUCACUGGUGCAAGUGGCUUCACCGGCAGCACUGGUACUGAUGGGUCGACUGGAGACACUGGGGUCACUGGUGGAACAGGAUACACCGGCCUCACUGGAAGCAUGCGCAACACCGGCUUCACUGGCGCCACUGGCUUCACCGGAGACACUGGCGCAACAGGCGCCUCUGGACCCACUGGAAACCUUGGACCCACCGGUUUCACAGGCGACACAGGAUCCACAGGUGCAAGCGGCGCCACUGGCACGACUGGAGCUACUGGGGUCUCAGGGCCAACAGGAGCGACAGGUACCACUGGCAGCACUGGAGCAACAGGCGCUUCAGGAGCCACAGGAGGCACUGGGUUCACAGGCGUCACAGGAGCCACUGGUGCAACCGGCUUCACUGGGGCCACUGGCUUCACCGGCAGCACAGGAAUCUCUGGCGCAUUUGGAGUCACUGGCACAAGUGGGGCCACUGGAGGCUCGGGGUCGUCAGGCUUCACUGGCAGCACCGGCAGUAUUGGCGCCACAGGAGCCACAGGCUUCACAGGCGACACAGGUGGCACUGGAAUCACCGGGGGGACUGGAGCAACGGGAGCCAGCGGAUCGGCAGGGGAUACGGGUGAGCAAGUGGGACAGGAGCAAGCGGUGCAACUGGGCUCACUGGCGCACUGGGAAACGCGGGGAGAAGAGGCUUCACUGGUGCAAGCGGGGUCACAGGCCGGACAGGUCCCACAGGCGCCACUGGCUCAACUGGUGCCAGCGGCAGCGCAGGGGGGACCGGGGCAUCGGGAGGGAUCCGCUGGAGACACUGGGGGCACUGGCGCUACUGGUGGGUCUGGAGCCACCGGCUCAACUGGUAGCUCUGGUGCUCUGGGUGACACUGGCGGCACAGGAGCGACUGGCACCACAGGCGCCACGGGAGCUACUGGCUUCACUGGCACAGCUGGCACUGCUGGCGCCACUGGCAGCACUGGCUACACAGGAUCUUCAGGUGUGACGGGGCCAACGGGCUUCACUGGUGCACUCGGAGGUACAGGCGCUUCAGGCAUGACCGGGGCAUCUGGCGCGACCGGCUUCACUGGAGGCACAGGCAUCAGCGGUGCCCUAGGAGCAACAGGUCUCACCGGGUCAGGAACCACAGGGAACACAGGCACAACAGGGCUCUCAGGAGCAACAGGAGCCACCGGCUUCACUGGGGCCACAGGCGACACUGGUGUCACAGGCCUCACCGGUGCAACCGGCAUCUCUGGACGCACAGGCUCGACUGGAGGAGCAGGCGCAACAGGGUCCACUGGAGAGACAGGCUUCACCGGCUUCACGGGUGCCACGGGAACAAUUGGUGCCACUGGCGGCACUGGAGCAUCGGGGGCCUCAGGAGCAAGUGGGUUCACUGGAGCAACAGGAGCCAGUGGUUCUAUCGGGGGAACUGGCUUCUCUGGUGGUUUUGGAUCGAGCGGAGCCACAGGCUUCACCGGCGCCACAGGCACUACCGGCAGCACAGGUGCUCUGGGCGCUACCGGGGGCACCGGCGCUUCUGGACAGUUGGGUCUCACUGGAGCGACAGGAGCUUCUGGGCCGGCGGGGACUUCUGGGAGCACUGGGGCCACCGGCAACACAGGAGUUACUGGUGCCUUGGGGCUUACUGGGGCAUCCGGUUAUACGGGCUCUACGGGAGCGACCGGUUCUACGGGCCUUACGGGUGCCACGGGGCUCACUGGGGCGCUGGCGACGGGCGCUACGGGGUCUGCCGGGGCCACGGGAGCCACGGGCUUUACUGGCGGCUCUGGAUUUACGGGUGCCACCGGCCCAUCCGGGGCCUGCGGCCCUACGGGCCCCAGUGGCGUUACGGGAUUCACGGGCGCCACCGGCAACACAGGCACACCCUGCUGCUUUCUUCAUGCAGAAGAUCACUUCAGUCGCACAGGGGCAACAGGGACCACGGGUGCCACUGGCUUCACUGGUUUCACCGGCGACACCGGCCUCAGCGGCUUGUUUGGGAAUACCGGGCCCACGGGACGCACUGGCUUCACUGGAGCCACUGGCGUCACCGGAGCAAGAGGCGGCACCGGCAGAACAGGGUCCACCGGCACGCAGGGCAUCUCACCGGGCCUGUGCUCUGGAACACCAAUCUUUGUGACUGCCUGCGAAAAUGUGGCCAUCGCCAUAAAUUGCGGAACCUUGCGCAUCAACGUGUGCCAGACAAAUCUGUACGGGCGGACGGACGCGUCUGUGUGCCCCGGAUGCAGUUGCACGAGCGCGGGAGGCAUAGCGUGCGGCAGCAGCAAUGGAAGGCCCAACUGCUGCAACCCAGUGGUUGGGAACAACACCUGCGCCUUGUACGGGGGCGGCACCGCCGGCCUCGGCUGCAGCGCGUGCAGCACCAACUGCAGGGGCAACAUCACAACAGCUCUCAUCACUGCCUGCCAGAGCAAGAAUACCUGCUCCUUCACCGCCAGCAAUGGCAACACCGACGGCGGCGACCCCUGCCCCGGCACCUACAAGUACACCAACGUCAGCUACCUCUGCGUCUAG
Molecule: messenger RNA, 7455 nt
Organism: Coccomyxa subellipsoidea C-169
Lineage: Eukaryota; Viridiplantae; Chlorophyta; Trebouxiophyceae; Coccomyxaceae
Exons: 79
Coding region: 1-7455 (2484 amino acids)
Molecular function (GO): carbohydrate binding
Source: RefSeq, a predicted model, not a curated record